AUGGCUAGUCGACUUGUGGUGCUUUCCCUAGCUAUCGCGGCAGCUGUUGGGUCAGUCUCGGCCGAGGCACCGGCAGCCGAACCUGCUGCCGCCCCCCAAGGCUCCUCCUCCUCGUCAUCGCCCCUCGCUAGCUCCCCGUCCCCCACGGCAUCGGCCCCUGCCGUGUCGAUCUCCCCCAAGGCUCCUCAGGUCUCCUCCCCCGCCUCUCCUGCUGCCACCCCAUCCGUCGAUGACACUGCCAUGACACCAGCACCGUCUCCCGAUGCCGAUUUGUUGUCCCAGCCUGCACCCUCCAGCAAGGCCUCCGUUGCACCAGCGGCCGAUGCCUCUGACUUGGCCUCACCGGCCGAGGCCCCAGCCAGCAGCGGCGCAGCCGCAGUCAAGAUCUCGGCCUCCGCUGCUCUCGCUGCCGCAGGGCUCUUUUUCUUUUAA
Molecule: messenger RNA, 432 nt
Organism: Rhodamnia argentea
Lineage: Eukaryota; Viridiplantae; Streptophyta; Magnoliopsida; Myrtales; Myrtaceae
Product: early nodulin-20
Exons: 1
Coding region: 1-432 (143 amino acids)
Source: RefSeq, a predicted model, not a curated record